AUGUCCGUACAGCAAUGGGUCACGCCCCUUCAGGGCAUUGACAGCCUGCGCCAGACCGAAGUACCUAUGCCCACUCCGAGCCAGGGUGAAGUGCUAGUGGAAAUCCAUACGGUCUCGCUAAAUUAUCGCGAUGUCGAAGUCACUCAAGGCGAAUAUAAGCACCAUAAAUCUGCUGAGCAUGAUUGUACCAUCGUCCCCUGUUCGGACAUGUGUGGUGUGGUCACCCAUGUUGGUUCCGGCGUGACAAAAUGGGCAGUGGGCGAUCGUGUCCUCUCGACCUUUUUGCCGGACCAUCUCACCGGGCAGGUCACCGAAAAGGAGCUAUCCCGGAGCCUGGGAUUGCCACAGGAUGGCGUCCUGGCCACUCACCGGGUAUUCCCCGAGUACGCACUGAUCAAAGCUCCCGACUACCUGUCCGACCAGGAGGCGAGCACGCUGCCGAUCGCUUCAGUCACGGCGUGGAUGUCCAUCAACGGAAUGCGACCCAUGGGCCAGAAUGGUGGCAAGGACGAGUAUGUCAUGUUCCAAGGCACGGGAGGCGUGUCCAUCGCCGGAUUGCAGAUUGCCAAGGCAUCCGGGGCGAAAGUGAUUAUCACCUCCUCCAGCGACGCGAAGUUGGAGCAGGCAAGACAGUUGGGUGCUGAUCUGACGAUUAAUUACCGGACGAACCCCAAUUGGCAGGACGAAGUGAUCCAGUGGACGGACCAUCACGGAGCUGAUAUCAUUCUCGAGGUUGGAGGAGCCCAGACCCUGCGCAAGAGCUUUGACUGCAUCGCCUUUGGUGGCCUAAUCAACUGUAUUGGAUACGUAUCCGGAAAGAUGGAUGCCGGCGACGAUCGAUUAAAUGUGAACUUGCUGGCCCUACGCCGAACGGUCACCUUGAAGGGGAUCAUCAACGGGCCCAAGGAUCGAUUUGAGGAGAUGAUUCGAUUCUACGAGGAACACCAGAUUCACCCGGUGGUCAACCGAGUCUUUUCGUUCGCGGAAUCCCGAGAGGCAUUCAAGUUCUUAGAGAGCGGCAGUCACUUUGGCAAAGUCGUUAUUCAGGUCAAGCAGUAA
Penicillium riverlandense is the source of this 1059-nucleotide messenger RNA. RefSeq names its product zinc-dependent alcohol dehydrogenase family protein. Lineage: Eukaryota; Fungi; Ascomycota; Eurotiomycetes; Eurotiales; Aspergillaceae. The record is from RefSeq and is a predicted model, not a curated record. Bases 1 to 1059 code for a protein of 352 amino acids. Gene Ontology annotation, molecular function: oxidoreductase activity. The transcript is spliced from 3 exons.